This is a messenger RNA of Gadus morhua (Atlantic cod), 5438 nucleotides long. RefSeq names its product zinc finger, CCHC domain containing 14 (gene zcchc14). The record is from RefSeq and is a predicted model, not a curated record. Lineage: Eukaryota; Metazoa; Chordata; Actinopteri; Gadiformes; Gadidae. Gene Ontology annotation, molecular function: nucleic acid binding; zinc ion binding; protein binding.
AUGGAGAGGACCCAAUCGUGUAAGCAGAAAAAAUGGAUGUUGGAGAUCGAGAGAAAAGAAAAGAAGCAGACCCGGGAGGUUGGCAGUGCUCCCGUCGUCCCCGAGAGAGGGGGCCGAGUCGACGGCCAGGACGUCGAGCCCCCCCCUCCCCCUCCGUCACCCCCGCCUGCGUCCUCAGAGCCCCCGCGGGACGGAGCAGCACCCGCCCGCGGCCACCAGGGGACGGCGGGACGAGUGGGGGUCGAGAGGGUGGCAGUGCGGGGAUUCACCUCGCGCACCGAUGACCACCACGGAGAGCACGUAUUUGAGGCCCACUGGUUGGAUGGCUGUGUCUCGUCUGUGGUCAGAACUCAGCAGGAAGUGACAGAGCUACUCUCCCAGCUAACCGACGCGUUUCCUGAGGAAGGACUCGACAAGUUGUCCCUCCCCCCCCUGGAGCCGGACCCCAGGUGUCUCACAGCGCUGUCCAGUCACGUCCUCCAGCACCGCUGUGUCCUCCUCUUCCUCACGGCCAGCUCGCCUCCCUCACCCACACCCCCCCCCCUCUCUCCUCCUCCCCCCCCUCCCUCCCCUCCCUCCCCCCCGUCGCCCCCCGUGGCCCCCGUGGCCCCCGUGGCCCCGGCACCUUGCGCCCUGACCUGCAGCACCAAGCUGGGGAGUCUGCUGCAGUACCAUGGAGCCAGCAGGACGGCGUACGGCAUCCCGCCCGCCGCGAGCCUCCACAGCUCCUUCCUGACGCGCUCCCUCCCCCAGCUCUCCUCCCUCCCCCCGUCAGCUCCCUCCGUCCCCCUCGGACAGCACUCCCCCCAGAGGCUCCCCCUCCCCCCCCCCCCCGGCGCCCCUGCAGAGCGCCUCCUCCCCCUCCCCUCCCCCUCCUCCCCCUGCUCCUCCUGCUCCUCCUCCGUGGCGUCGUCCAUCACCGACCCCGCCGUACCCCACUCCUCCCCCUCGUACGUCCACUCCCCCCAGGGUCACCCUCCCCUCGCCCCGACCACCGGGGCCCAGUUCCUCUCCCUCUCCCACUGCCUGCCCGCGGCCCCCCCGGCCCCCCCGGCCCCCUCCUCACAGGGCCCCGCGCCCGAGCCCAACGGCAUCCUGGACUGGCUGCGGCGGCUGCGGCUGCACAAGUACUACCCUGUGUUCAAGCAGCUCAGCAUGGAGGAGUUCCUCGCGCUGACGGAGGAGGACCUGAAUAAGUAUGACCUCACCCAGGGAGCCAAGAAGAAGCUGAAGACCCAGCUGGAGCUGCAGAACCGGGAGAUGAAGCCAGAGAAGCGCUAUGGUGCCCCCCAGUUCCUGGCCUCCUGUGGUGGCAUCGCUAUGGUAACGCCCUCCAGCCACAUGAGGCCCUCCUUACAUCCCGCAUCCACCGGAGAGCUGAGGGUGGAGGUGGAAGCCGGCGCCCACCACCAGGGGAUCCCCGUACCCAGAGACGGGAGCUCCUCCUCUGGGUACUCCAGCUCGCUGGGCUCCCCCCGGUCCCCGUUGCGCCGGAGCACAGCUUUCGACAGGACCAAGGACCUUCACAGACCGCUGGGGGGGCCGGAUAAGGAGCGGGCCUGCCUGCUGCUGCUGGGCUCCAGCGCGGGACGUCCCACCGCCCAGGUCCUCCCCGUCCAGACCGACCCGCCCCCCCCACACCCAGCGCCCCCUCCGUCGGCCGCCCCCUCCUCCUCCUCCUCCUCCUCCUCCUCCUCCUCCUCCCCCUCCCCGUGCCACCCGGUCUUCAGCCUGGCCUCCCUGCACCCCCCCCAUCCCGGGUACCCCCACCACCCGCUUCUGGCCCUCACCUCGCCGCGCAAGCUCCGCCCCCUCCCCAUGGGCCCCGACGACAGGACCAAGGCGGGCCUGGCCCCCCCGGGCCCGGGCGGGGGUCCCGGGGGGGGGCUGCGGCUGGACGCGCUCCAGGACCCGGGGGGGUGUCGCGGCCUGAUGGGGGGCGGGGCCGUGGGGCUGAUGAUGGACACUAGCUCCGCCCUCGCCCCCGCCGCCAGCAGCCUGCAGCACGCGUCCCACGGCCCCCCCGUCCACUUCCACCUCUCCUCCGCCCCCGCCCCGGCCGCCUACUACUCCUACCCCGCCGGUGCCGCCUCCUUCUCCUCCGUCUUCUCCUCCUCCUGCUUCGCCCCCUACUCCUCCUCCUCCUCUUCCUCCCCCUCCGGGGGAGGAAGAGGAGGAGGAGGAGGGGGGGGCGCCGGCUACGUUCCCAUGGCGACCGGGAUCAACCCAGCGCCGGGCAGCUACUGCUCCGCCCCCGCCGUCACGGCCAGCCCCUCCCCCUCCCCUCCCUCCUCCUCCUCCUCCUCUUCCUCCUGCUCCUCCUCGCUGGACGGCCCCCCCCCCGGGGGGGCCAACAACGGGGGGGGCCACCACCCCCCCCCGUCGGCGUGCCCCUGCAGCGCGUGCGGUUGCCACGGCGGCGGCUGCGGCGCGUUCGGGGCGCUGCCGGGCUACGCGGCGGCGGCGGCGGGCUACCUGCGGCCCUUCCCGCCGGCGGUGGCGGCGGGGGGGGCGGGGCCCUCGCUGUUCGCCCUGGGCCCCGUGCUGCACUUCAGCCCGCUGCUCCCCUCGCCCUCGCCCUCCUCCUCCUCCUCUUCCUCGUCCCCCGGCAGCGCCCCCGGCGGGGGACCCUUCACCUACCCGCUGGUGGCGCCGCAGGCGCUGUACCGCCACGGCCUGCUGUCACAUGACCUGCACCCGGCGUACACGGCGCCGGAGACGCAGAGGAACGGCGCCCCCAAGCGGCCGGCGGGCGGCCUGUCGUGCUACAACUGCGGGGUGGGCGGGCACCGGGCCGAGGACUGCAGACAGCCCCCCAUGGACGCCCAGCAAGGGACAUUUCGACUCAAGUACAUCCCCCGCCCUGACAUUCAGGAAUCUGGGGAAUGACACAGUCCCCCCUCAUCCCCAACCCUGCAGCCAAAGUAUGGGGGGAAGUUGGCGUAAACUUCUGGAGACUGUUGGAUAGAAUGGGAAUUUCAUGGGAAUGUACUUGACCCACUUUAACUAUCCAUUCCAAGCCUUCUUCAUCACCUCCGUAUCGUAGAGACGUGACAUCACGGAUAGCCUCGGGAUCGGAAUGGGGGCAGGUAGCUCAGCACACCUGUCGUCCAAUCAACUCCUUGUAUAUUUGUAACCAUGCUGAAAGAGUCAGGCGGGAACUGAUCUCAUGUGGUGUGAGGAAGAGCUUUACUCUGUUCUCUCUGUCCCUCCUUCAUCACAACUCACACUACAAGCUGCUCCUGGGCUCUGUUCUGCCCAGAAGCGGGAAUACAGUAGAGAAUACAGUAGAGAAUACAGUAGAGAAUACGGUAGAGAAUACAGUAGAGAAUACGGUAGAGAAUACAGUAGAGAAUACAGUAGAGAGAGCUCUGGAGAGCUGAGGUCUGCACUGUUCUGCCCUACCAAAUAUUAUGGUCUGUACCUGCUGCAUCAGCAACAACUCAUUUAGGGCGAUUUUUGUUAUGGAUGUCAUUUGUUAUGUAACAGUAAAUGAUACAUUUUUUAAGAUAAUUUGUAAAAUGCAAAUUUGGGAAAGCCAAUUCUAUUUAUAAUAUUAUUAUUAUUUGAUCGCACAUUGACAUGCAAUUUUAAACAGGAACUAUUCAGAUCUUGGGUUAUACAGAAACAAAGCAAUGUUUCAUUUUGCUGACUUUUCAAGAAUUAAAAAUAAAUGUACAUGCGUAUUGAAGAUAUUGACAAGGAUAGUUCAUACCUUGCUAGUCUUGAAUGGAACCAAAGCAAUAAGGAUUAGAACAUACAAAUAUGAAGAAAAAACUAAAGAUUUAUUCAGAAUUCAAAUGCAUUCUUCUUUAUAAGGGAGGCAGUUAAAAACCUAGGAUGUUUUAAUCUGCAUUUUUCUUUUACUUUCCGUAACAGGAUUUACAAGUUAUUAGAACAUGUUGCCAUUGGUCACCUCAAUGUAUUACUUUUUUCUUUUUUAUAGCUUGAGUAGUACAAUUUGUGCAUCCUUUGUCAUCACAGCCCAGAUUAUUUGUGUUUAUUACACGGGUCUUCUCAACGCCGUGGAACGCUCCGUUCACUUGUAUGGGCCCUUCACAACUUCCGGCGGUGAAUUAUAUUUGAUAAUUCACCGUUGCUAAGUAUAAUUGACCGCUGUCAAGGAAAACAAAGGAUUUUCUGCCUCUAAUGACAUCUUUGGUAUCACUCCGCAAGUAGUCCGGUAACUUGUCAACCCCAGCGUCUUCGGUUGCUAAGCGACGUCAACGUCUUUGGCGGACUAUUUCUCUGCUGAUAAACACAACGAAUGCUGGUAACAAAUAAAUUGUAAAAAGACACACCAUGGGAAGUUAUUUUUUCGUUUUUGCCAAGUAGCCGUGUAAUAAGCGGGAUAAUGUAUAGAACGUCGCCGGCCUUUAUCGAAAAUUAGCCCCUUCAGGGCGAAGCAAGACACCUCCGCUGCGCAUCGGUUUGCCCUGUCUGGGCUUAUUUUCCCGAUAAUGACCGGCGUUCUAUAUAUUACCCUUGACAUACUUAUUUUAUGUCAAGGGUAUAUCAGUAUCUGAAAUGGGUAUGUUAACUUUUGGUAUCAGGUUAUUGACUAACUUUUACAAUGGUUCAAAGUGUUGGUGGUUGAUUAUCUCAAGCAAACAACUCUGAUUGCAUUGUUAAAAAGCACAUUUUCCUGUGUGUGUGUGUGUGUGUGUGUGUGUGUGUGUGUGUGUGUGUGUGUGUGUGUGUGUGUGUGUGUGUGUGUGUGUGUGUGUGUGUGUGUGUGUGUGUGUGUGUGUGUGUGUGUGUGUGUGUGUGUGUGUGUUUUGCAAUACAUAAGUUGUCCGGCAGGGCCCGACAACUUUCCGACACAAGGACAGCUGGUCCUGCAGAUGCCAUCAUGCGCCCCUGGAGGGCGCUGUACAUAGGGAGAGUAUAUUUAAAACAACAGGUUUCAACUCUGUGGAACUAAUUGCAUGUCAUGUUCACGUUAAAAUUACAAAAUAACUUGUAAUUUCUUGGGAUUUUCUAUGUUUUUUUCUGUUCCAAAGUCUAAAGAGUCCAGAAGAAAUAAGAUUGUCUAAAAUGUUUUAUUCAUUAUGCUGCAUCUAAAAGCUACUGUUGCUCUCACCAUGUUUUUAGGAUUGUUCUUCACCAGCAGUGUUGAUGGGAAAUGAUUGAGAAAACAAAUUCAGAUGGGGGCACUAUAAUAAGCAAGUUUACGUUUUGGCUAAUAACGUCUGAACCAUCAAGGCGAAUCUAACCAUAUAGACCAAGUCUGCAGACCAGAAUCUCUGCUUGUCUGAAUUUUUGGAAAAACCCAAAUCUUGUUUUCGUUGGCACUGCAGUUGUGUACAGUAUUUUUUUAAUAGAUGUAUAUUGAUCGCUGCGGGACAAUGACAACAACUGCUGUUAUAUUUUCCAACAGAUGAAUAUUUUAAUGUAUUCCAGCUUUUGAUAUAAAUAAAAAUUGCUUUGACAACGUG